AUGGAAAACAUGACAAGUGAGAAUAGGAGUAUAUUUGAUAGAUACAAUGUUAACUACAUACGAAACAUUCAACAUAUUGAAAAAGCUUCAGUUAAUAAUAAAACUCUGAUCGACAAAAGAAGACAGAAACGAAGACCACUUCAAGACAUCACUUCCUCCAGCAUAAAUAAGAAACAACAACUACCUCACCACAAGAAAAAGAAUGCCAUUAUCAACACCAAGAGUUUGAUUUCUCAAUUUAAUAAACCUUCUAAUCAAUCAAAAUCAAAGAAAAUUUUAUUUGAAGUGAAAUCCUUCUUAUCUGAUGAAUUUACUGUUUUAGAGAAUCGAGGACUAAAUUAUAAUUUUCAAGAUUUCUUCCAGGAAAUAAAUUCAGCUUCUAAAUCUAUAGAUUUGUCAAAUCCUAUUGUUGGUAAAUGUAUGAAAGAUUGGAAAACAGUAGCCAAUUGGUUCAAGUUUCAUAAAUAUGAGUUUGAAGUUCAACAUAGUCCUGAAGCUAAACCGCCAACUUCCAAUCAAUUACCAGAGAUAGUACAGAGUGAAGACAAAAGUAUUAUCCAAACUUUGGAAGACACUCGUUACAUUAGACCAAUCUUUCGUGAGACUGGGACCAUACCGACGCACAAAGUUAUGAAAAUCACAGAGUCAGGAAAAUUCAUGUAUACUGCAAUACUAUUAGACAUUCAAAAGUCCUCAGAAGUAGUGGUAUUAUUGUGUAGAAUAAAUCCAAAGAUUGAAGUUAAAGCAGGGGAUGAUAUUAAGUUAGAUUCACUAUGUUAUACGCAGAUGGUAGAUAAUACUCCAUUGAAUGCCUAUAUGAGAUGGGAACUUGUAAAAUAG
Messenger RNA from Hemisphaericaspora subhashii, 840 nucleotides. RefSeq lists its product as uncharacterized. The transcript has a single exon. The record is from RefSeq and is a predicted model, not a curated record. The coding region runs from base 1 to 840 and encodes 279 amino acids. Lineage: Eukaryota; Fungi; Ascomycota; Pichiomycetes; Serinales; Debaryomycetaceae.